Messenger RNA from Ruditapes philippinarum (Manila clam), 3701 nucleotides. RefSeq lists its product as uncharacterized. Gene Ontology annotation, molecular function: protein binding. The record is from RefSeq and is a predicted model, not a curated record. Lineage: Eukaryota; Metazoa; Mollusca; Bivalvia; Venerida; Veneridae. The transcript has 13 exons. The coding region runs from base 81 to 2039 and encodes 652 amino acids.
ACAACUUGUUAAAUAUAUCAAUCGGCCUCAAGUAUCAGAUGUAACGAACUAUUUUUCGCUGUAUUUGUGAAGGAAAAAUAAUGUCGUCUGCGAAAGGAUUUUAUCUUUUGGUUAUAUUAGCGGCAGCACUUCCGGUCACAGAGAGCUGGAGAUGGGACUUUGAUUGGAGUACGGAGGAGCCGGCUAACUGCCCACACAACAGCACCGAAACAAACAUUUGCUCCUCUUUGGUAUCAAUGAACGGCACGUGCGUCUCGAUUAAAUGUUGCCACGAAUUCGACGAUGACGAUGAAUACGAUUAUUAUGACGACAGUAUGGCCGAGUCCGAGGAAGAAAACGUCUACUAUUUCGGACGGGUUUCAGGAUGCAGAAUGUGUUUCUCGGUGAGUAGAUGCUCAGUCUACAAAUGCUAUGAAAGGUGUUGUUUUGGCUACGAGGAAGAUUAUUAUGGGCGAUGUCGUAAUCACACCGGUCACAUGCAGUGCCAGAAUGGUGGAACACCUCGGAAGGUUUACCAUGACUAUUACUGCGUCUGUCCAGCAGGAUUUGAAGGGAAAAGUUGUGAAAUCCCAAUUUGUCAAUGUGAAAAUGGCGGUGAUUGUGUUGUGAAGGAUGGCAGACCAUAUUGUAACUGUUCAGUUGGUCAUUAUGGAGAGAGAUGCGAACAAACACGAUGCGAGAUGUCAUGUAUGAACGGAGGCACGUGUUUAAGAAAUGACACCCUCGAGUACUGUUUCUGUCAUGAAAAUUACGUAGGAAAAUAUUGUGAACAUUAUUUCAAUCAGCCUGAAAUGUGCCCGGUGCCAGUUGGCGAACAACCCUACUGUGCUACUUACUGCACGAGAAACAGUGACUGUGGAAUAGAUGAAGUCUGUUGCAAAGAAGGUUGUACUACCACGUGCCGAAGGAAGAAAGUUGAUUAUUGUGAAUACUUGGGCAGACAAUACGAAAUCGGCCAGUUUAAACCGAAUGAUUGCGAAAACUGCACGUGCAUGUACAAUGGGGACUUUACGUGUACAUCUAUGUCAUGCGCGACCAUUAAGUGUCGAGAUGGGAGGGAUCCGAUUACCAAACCAGGACAGUGCUGCCCGACAUGUCCAGAAACUCCAUCCCGUGUACCACCGACGCUCUAUAGGUGUCCUACCGGUGUUCUCCGUUUAAACACAACUUAUUACGAGGAUUAUUCAUGGAUUGAUCAAGAGAAUACCCACAUCCUGGCAUGGGAUUCAGAGAACGCACCAUUGGAGGUGAGAUUUGAGCCACGGUUUGUAAAACACUGUCAUUGCAAGGACGCUUCCAGAAAAGUGUCCGUCAUCAAGGCGUUUGCAACAGAUAAAUACGGGAACAUGGCUAUAUGUACAUUCAAAGUUACUGUACACGAUAUAUUUGCACCAAUAUUUAAAUCAUGCCCGGAAGACAUCUACGUUUUCGAGAAUUAUCCUGUUCGUUGGAAGGAGCCAAUCUCUUAUGAUAAUGUAGGCGUGGCUUACAAAACCUGCUCAGACCUGAACGGAAAAGUACUUCCGGUUGGCGUGUACCCAUUGACAUAUCAUAUACAAGAUUAUGACAGAAACUCUGCCUUCUGUAGAUUUCGCAUAUCUGUCACACCAGAAGACGCAUCCAUUGAGGACAUGCCGCAAGGACUCAAGAAUCGAUCAAAGGACAAACCACAAACUAUGUUGAUAAUUGCACCGAUCAUUGGCGGUAUUUUCCUAGUUCUUUUUGCGGUGAUGGUGUUCUUAUGCUGCAAACGACGAACCGCACGUCAUCAAGGUCCACCAACGCCCGCUUAUGACAACAAUAUCUACGCAACCCCAUGUGAUAUAGACAUCAAACUUCCUGCAUACAGUGACCUUCCGAUGAAUCCUCCAGCUUAUAGCAUCACCGGAAGUGAGAAAGACGUAGAGUACAUGUCAGUGGCGCCACCUAGCUACACAAAUCCCGGUUAUGAAACGCUGAAAGUGCAUGUGGGGAGGUCGGGGUCUGUGAAGUCGAACAAAUCUGAUCAAUCUGAGAGAGUGCCAGACGAUACGAAAUAAAUAUUAAAAACUUUAACAAUAAGCUUAUUUUUGUACCAACGCCUGUUUCUGUCUAGAAUGACUUUCAAUGAAGACUAGAACGCUUUUUGGCAGAAGUUUGUCUGUUGCACUGAUUCGAUCAAAUGCUGCAUGAUCUUCGGUUCGUUUCAAUUACGAAGUUGUACAUAGAAAUCUUGUUAUUUUUUAUAGUUGUUAGAUUUGUCAAUUGUAAAAUGCUGGACGUUUUGCUUACAUUAAUAUGUUAUGAUUUUGAUUUAUUUUUUACGUUUAGAUCUAAAGAUUUCAAAUAAUAUAUUUUUUUUAUAGGAGAAAAUGACAGUAUGGGUGCUUCUUGACUUUGGGCAAUGCUUUAGACAUUUCAUUGUCAAAAUAUAAAUUCGUAUAAAUUGACAUUUUCUUGGGAUGGAAGUAAGAUAUGCCUCAUGAAUAUGUCUUAAAUCUGCAUGCCUCCAGAUGUGUCAAAAUAUUUCAAGAAAAAAAAAACUUAAGAAAAAUGUAAUAAGAUUUUAAGAAAAGUAAAAAGAUUUAAUUAAGUUAUAAUUUAUAUAUUAUAAACGAUUAAUUAAUGAUUCUGCAGUAUUUUUCACAUUAUUUCUACUACUUGACUAACGCAGUAAGGGGGCUAUGUUUUGCCUAUUUUGACCCCGCUUUUUGUCAUUUAUGUGGCACGUUAGUGCCGUUAGCAAUGUUUAAAUAACUUAUUUUGUUCACUUCACAAUAUCUUACCUUUAUAAUACAUAUUCAAAAUUUUCAUUAAAAUUAGCAUGAAUCUGGAGGCAUGAUGCUUCAUAAUGGUACAUCGACAUCAAAGAGAAUGUUUAACAUAACUUAUCAAUCGUGGCUAAGUCAUUAAUUAUGUAUUAUAUUUAUAUAUAAUGAUUUUCUAAAUAGUUAUUGUUGUUUUGCUAUUGGAAAUUUUCUAACUAUUUUGCUUUUUGUAAUUAAUUUGUUGUUUUUAAUACAUUUGUAUAUAAAUUUGUUGUUUUUAAUACAUUUGUAUAUAUAUGUUGUUUUUGAAAAUUGCAAAUAUUGAAUUAGAUAAUGUAUUCUUAUUAUUAUGCUUUACUUACAAAAUAUUUGUAGUUUGUUAAAGUAAAAAACUGCUUUGAUACCCAGCUGUUUUGUUAUUUUUAUGUCUUUAUUUCAGCCUUGCUGCCAAAAAAUCUUAUCUUCUUAGAUAUUGUUGGAAUGCUCUAUAGAAAUUAUCUCCCUUGAUCAUUGACGCCGCUUCACGAAAAUGUGCGUUAGGUCAGCACAACUAAAUUAAACAAAACAACAAUAUUGUGUUUAAUAGGUAGUAGUUUUUAAAAUAUUUGAAUUAAAUUUUUAUAGGGAAAUAAUGGAAAUAGGAAAAAUCUUUCAGUUCAUUUUUAUACAGUACCCAUCAGUCAUGAGUUGCUAUGAUAAGUUCAAAAUUGUAUUCGCAGCUGGCGUACCCACGUUACUUUUGGACAAAGGGUACGGCGGCAAAAUCUUUCAAAAAUUGUGAAGAAAAUGUAUGAACUCAAGAUAUUGUUCAUAAACCCCCUACACGGAAAGCACUUCCUCGGAUGCCUGUUUGAAGUAUGUAUAUGAUUGUAUAAAAUUUCUUCUCGACUGAUUUAGCUGAUGGAAAAUUUUCUUAACAAUCAGUUUGGAAACAAAUAAACCUAGUGAACUUAA